Messenger RNA from Monosiga brevicollis MX1, 929 nucleotides. RefSeq lists its product as uncharacterized. Gene Ontology annotation, molecular function: heme binding. Lineage: Eukaryota; Choanoflagellata; Craspedida; Salpingoecidae. Bases 90 to 482 code for a protein of 130 amino acids. The record is from RefSeq and is a predicted model, not a curated record. The transcript is spliced from 6 exons. Gene Ontology annotation, cellular component: membrane; intracellular membrane-bounded organelle.
UUGGGCAUCAUCGGUCGCAUUCUCUUGUUCAGCAAAGAUCAACGCGUGUCACCGAACCCACCCUCUUCAGCACACACACACCAAUCAGCAUGGCCGCCAAGGUGAUCUCUCUGGCCGAGAUGGCCAAGCAUGACAGCAACGCCAGCUGCUACAUGGCCAUCCAUGGCAAGGUCUACGAUGUGACAAAGUUCCUGCAGGAGCAUCCUGGAGGUGAAGAGGUGAUGAUGGAUCACGCUGGCCAGGAUGGCACUGAGGCCUUUGAAGAUACGGGCCACAGCCAGGAUGCUCGUGACAUGCUGGCAGAGUAUGAGAUUGGUGUUCUGCCCGAGGAUGAGGCUGCCGCUGCCUCCAAGGCCGAGAAGAAGACCUCGACCAACGCCCCUGCCGGUGGCAGCAGCGAUUCAUGGACCCUGUACACCGUGGUCGGCUUGUUGGCUAUUGGUGCUGGCGUUGCCUACAAGAUGAUGGCCGCAUCUGCUUAAGGUGUUUUAGCGCCUCAAGGCAGCAAUCAGUCACCGCCAACGGUGACGUAUCUGAUGGGCUGAGGGUUGUGGUCACAGCCCAUCGAGACCCGCUUUUCAGGGUUUCUUUACGCAACGGGCGAGUCCCCUUGCCGUUGUAAAUGAGCCAGCUCCUUGCGUCUCUCUUCUAUUCCACUCAUUAGGCUUGCGCGAAGCGUUGUGCGAGACAGCUCUUGGCUGUGCUCUGGUGUUUUCUUCACUCGCUGAAGACUUGUUUUGUGUGACUUAUCCGUCUUUUCAAGUCAUCUGACUUGGAGAGCCCACGUCUUUUGGGACUGCUUGCUUGUCAUGUAUCUGUACCAGCGUGUCCUGGUCUCAAACCGUGGCCGACCGUUGUCCGAUUUGUUCUGUGCUUUUUUUUAUCCUCUGGUGCCCAGCUGUUUCAAUCAGUUGCACUUGAUUCUACCC